AAGGAAUCUUUCUUGUUGCGAGCUCUGUUAGCGACAUGUCGGUGAACUAUGCGGCCGGUUUGUCUCCGUAUGCCGAUAAAGGUCGCUGCGGGCUCCCGGAGCAAUUUGAUUCCCCGGACGAAUUGCGUCAGAAAGUAGAGGAACUAGCUGAAAUGAUACGUGAAUCCUCCUACGUUGUCUUUCACACGGGAGCCGGGAUCAGUACUUCCUGCGGAAUCCCAGACUUCAGGGGGCCUAAUGGAGUGUGGACUCUGGAGGAGAAAGGGCUGGACCCAAAGUUUGACACCACCUUUGAAACCGCAUGUCCUUCCCCUACUCACAUGGCGCUGCUGAAGCUGCAGAGGGUUGGGAUCCUGAAGUUUCUGGUUAGUCAAAAUGUAGAUGGUCUGCACGUAAGAUCCGGCUUCCCCCGGGAGCAGCUGGCGGAACUGCAUGGGAACAUGUUCGUGGAGGAAUGUAGCAAAUGUGCUAAACAGUAUGUGCGGGAUCAAGUGGUGGGAACCAUGGGGCUCAAACCUACCGGCAGGUUUUGUGAUGUGCCAAAGGUGCGAGGCCUGCGAGCUUGCAGGGGGAAACUGAAAGACACCAUCCUGGAUUGGGAAGACUCCCUGCCUGACAGAGACCUAAACCUGGCUGAUGAAGCCUGCAGGAAAGCAGACCUGUCCAUUACUUUGGGGACCUCACUCCAGAUCCGACCCAGUGGGAACCUUCCGCUCCUCACCAAGCGCAAGGGAGGGAAACUAGUCAUUGUAAACCUUCAGCCCACCAAGCAUGACAAACAUGCGGAUUUGAGAAUACAUGGUUAUGUGGAUGAGGUGAUGAUACAGCUCAUGGAGCUUCUGGGUCACAAGAUACCAGUUUGGACUGGGAUACAUACUAAAACAGAGCCAACUUAUGAGAACCAUAAGGAGGAAGAUAACUCCUACCAUAAUUCAGUGCUGGAUGCUAACCUGGACCAAAAGAGGGAAGGGUGCAAGGAAGAAUCUAAUCUUGAGCUAAAGAAGGCAAAAGUUGAACCAGCAUGUGUAUGAAACUGGUCUUCUUAGUUCAUAAAAGGUGCUAUUUUCCCUUAACUUGGCUCUAAUUUUGUUUUAUGCUGGACAUAAGGAUAUCCAUGUAUGAGCCAAGCAUGCGAUUUUAUAUAAUGUUACACACCGUGCUGUAUUUGCUUGACGUGUCUUCAUUCUUGACUGAGGCAGAAACACACAACUUUUACACAACAUUUAUCUGUGAGAGAUGUGCAUCUCGGCAUCCGCAAAGUGGAAACCGAUUUCUUUGCAUAGACAGGAUGGCUGCACAUAAAGACACUUGAUAUUGUACAUUCCUUUUUUUUCCAUUAAAAAAAAGUUUUCAGAUUUGAUGGCCAUUUCUUUAAACAGAAAUAAAAUAUAACCUUCUCAGA
Molecule: messenger RNA, 1402 nt
Organism: Xenopus laevis (African clawed frog)
Lineage: Eukaryota; Metazoa; Chordata; Amphibia; Anura; Pipidae
Gene: sirt6.S
Product: sirtuin 6 S homeolog
Biological process (GO): negative regulation of transcription by RNA polymerase II; chromatin remodeling
Cellular component (GO): endoplasmic reticulum; nucleus; chromosome, telomeric region
Molecular function (GO): NAD-dependent protein lysine deacetylase activity; histone H3K9 deacetylase activity, NAD-dependent; histone deacetylase activity, NAD-dependent
Source: RefSeq, marked provisional